GCAAACCUAGCAUCGCUACGGUAGCUCUCAGUCGCCAUUUCCAAUCCAUCUCUCGGCUGCCUCGGGCAUUUCCUCUCCUCUCCCACUCCCUUAACGCCAUCUUGGGUUCCGACGACAUCCCCGUCGACACCGCCGACGCCCCCGUCGUCACUUAUUCUUGCUCGCUCUCGCAGUUGUCCUCUAUCGCGGCCAGGUCAUAUUCUCUCUCCCGGCGAUUCCCGAUCCUCCGAUCCCCUCUCGUAGCCCCCUCGUCCGCUUCCUCCGAGCUAGGGUUCACCAAGCUUCAAUUGGGAGGAUAUCAACGAUUCCCCCGGCCUCCAUUAGGGCCUCGAGAGAACGAGUUCGGAGAGGCAACAUGAGCAAUCCGCAUAAUAAGAGCAACUGCCAGACUGUGGCUGUUUGAGCACGAGGAUUUUGAUACUCGGGGCAAUGGUAAUGACUUGAAACAAUAAUGAGUACAAAGGUUGAGUAUACAUCUAUUGCUGAACCUCCCAGAACUAAGAUGUCUGAAGCCACUGCUUCAUUGGUGACAUCAACAAGCACCCCGAAGGUCUCCUUGUUUGCUGCAAAGUCUGGAUUUGUUAUACCAAAGAAUAAAUUAUCAGGUUCACUGGUUCCUAUUUUUCAAAGAAAUAAAAAGCUGAUUGGCGGUGAUACGGCCAAAGAAGAAAGUCCCAAGCAGUCCCAGAGGAAAACAAAGUGGGGCCCUGACCUGACCCAAGAUGCCACUGUCAAAAAAGGAAGAGCCUUGGCUCUUCAGACUCGGGUGGACCAAAUAACACAGCAGCUUAGAUCAGGAAUUCUAGAGUUGUGUGAGAGUUUGGACUCCCCAUCAGUAUCGGAGCAGCUGAAGGGAAAAUCUUCCGGUCAUGUCCUUGACCGUGAGAAGUCAAAACAGUUGGAACUUGAAAGGCGGGAGGCUAUAGGUGAGAUUCUGAAGUUAAAUGCAAAUUACAAGGCCCCACCUGAUUAUAAACCCUUGCUGAAAGAGGACAGAGUUCCAAUUCCGGUUAAGGAAUUUCCUGGAUACAAUUUCAUCGGCUUGAUUUUCGGACCUGGAGGAGAUAAUCGGAAGAGACUUGAAAAGGAAACAGGAGCCAAAUUGCAAGUUUAUGGCAUUAAAGCAGGGAAGGAUAAGGCUGAAAUCAUUCCAGUAGACGGAAAUGAUUUUCAGGGAUCUUAUGAAGAGAUCUACAUUCAUGUCUCUGCCGACAUGUAUGACAAAGUUGAUGCAGCAGUUUCCGUCAUAGAGCUGCUAGUGACCUCUGUAUCAGGCAAUUUGGCCACUGCUUCUGCUCUCUCUACUGCUACUGGUGCUGACAAUCAAAACAUUCUUAGCGAACAGCAUGCAUCUAUCCCUGUGGGUUUGGCUCCUCAGGGAGCAGGGGAACCAUUCAUGGGAAGUUCUCGAGCUCCAUCUGAGGGUCAUUUCCAGUUCUCCAGUCCCUGGGCUUCAAUGCCUUCACCUUCUAUCUUUAAUCCUCCGAAUUCUUCCGCACUAGCCAAUAAUCUUCUGCACCAACCUUCCCCACCUUCAAGUCGUCCGAACUUGACUUUGCCGUUUGGUUCUCAGCCAGCUCUAGCUGGCACAAACUUACUCCCCCCUAACCAAUCAUCUCAGUUUAUGCAAAAUCCUUACAUGAAUCAUCCUCAUCCUCCAGAUAUUCGUCUUCCUCCAGGAAAUCAUGUCUUACCAGUUCUGCAGUCUUCCACAGCUCCAUUUCCUUCGGUUGCAAGACCGUCUAUGGCUCAGGGACCUCAUCCCAUGUUUCCGCAACCAAACAUUGCUUCCACGGGACCAAUCUCAAACACAUCAAUGGCCAAUACAAACCCAUCAUCUCUAAGCUUUGCAUCUGGGUCGCCCACUCUGAUCUCACCAGGUGGACCUCUAAAUCGUCCCAUCCCUCCUAAUUUUCCCUCUGCUGCGUCCUCAACUUCUCUGCCCAUACCAAUAAACAACAGCCCUCAAGGAAUGCCUACUCAUCGAGGGAACCCUCUAAACUCUUCCCUAGGACUCAGUCCUUCGCAACUUCCAUCUAGACCACCUCUACCCCCUUUUGAGUCGAGCCCAGGCCCCAAUUUCCCUCCCAUGAGAUCAUCAUCAGUGGCAGCACCCCAAAACCCGAAUUUCGGUGACUUCACUUUUCAACAUCAUCACCGCCCUCAAAUGCCGAGGUAUUUGCCUCCUAAUGCAGCACCUCAAGCUCCAUCGUUUCGUUCAUCACCAGUGCCUGAUUUCCAACCUCGCCCAGAAUUCCCCAGGCCACCAAUUCCGGGUAGAUUCCCAUUCCCUAAUAGGGUCCCUGCGAUGGGAGAGAUGAAUUACGGGCCCGCUGUCAGAUCGCCAAAUCUUGGUCCUGCUUUUCCUUCAGGGCCAGGCAAUCUGAUGGAAACUCGAGGAAUCUUCCGCUCGCCAAUGAAUCGGGCUGACAUGCUUUUGCCUCCAAUCCAGCAGUUCAAUCGCAAUCUCCCCUUCGGCAGACCUGGGCCUGGUGCUAGAGAGCCUCAAGUUUAUGACCCGUUCUCCCCAACUACGAUGUCCAACAUACCUCAGCGGCAAGGAGAUAACUUGAGCGGUGGGAAGAGACGGGAGAAUGAUCCCGAGUAUGAAGACUUGAUGGCCUCCGUUGGGGUCAAAUAGAAGUGUUUUUCUGGUUGUAGCUAGAAACUAGAUAGGUGAGUUUCACUGAUUUAAUUUCGCAUUCUAAAUUGGAUAUCUGUUGUUCACCGUCUGCUCAAUAUCUUGUAAAAUUAUAUAGGCUCGUGUUUUAAUCAAGGUUCAUGACUUCUUUGCAACCUACACUUGAUCUUUA
Messenger RNA from Punica granatum (pomegranate), 2813 nucleotides. NCBI's taxonomy places the organism in Eukaryota, Viridiplantae, Streptophyta, Magnoliopsida, Myrtales, Lythraceae. The record is from RefSeq and is a predicted model, not a curated record.